Messenger RNA from Nasonia vitripennis (jewel wasp), 3390 nucleotides. RefSeq lists its product as uncharacterized. NCBI's taxonomy places the organism in Eukaryota, Metazoa, Arthropoda, Insecta, Hymenoptera, Pteromalidae. The record is from RefSeq and is a predicted model, not a curated record. The transcript has 5 exons. Bases 2700 to 3044 code for a protein of 114 amino acids.
GAUGAAGCCAAUUAAUCUAAAUAAUACUUAUGAAAACUCUUACUUACAAUAUAAUUUUUAGAUCCGCUGUAAAUGUAAAUAGUUAUAUCUAUAUGUAAAUAAGUUUAUCUGUUUAUUUGAUUUAUAUUUGUGAGGGAGCAAUUAGUGACAUUUAGUGAAUUGCUCAAGUCUUAUAUUCUUUAGUGAUGCUAACAGACAUCACAACUGCACAAGCAAUUUUGAAUUUCGCGGGCAUCAAGCAAGUUUUCCCCAAGAGCUGAGAGCAAUACAGCAGACGACAACAUGGCCGCCGCCAGGGCGGAGAGACCGCAAGAGAGGUAUAUUAUACUCUCUGCUCAGGAGCAGAAGUAUAUCGUAGUGCAGUGCAGUGCAGUGGCGGAUACGUGCAGCAGCAGCUGCAGCAUCGUCCAGUCCAGCCCUCGACAUAAAGAUACUCGUCGGGGUACGACGAGAUUACCACACACAGCGCGUGAGGCAGGGCAGGGGCACUGUUUGCGCGGUGGUUCGUCGUCGUCGCGGCCAACAACAACCGCGAGGUGCUGUCGUCGUCAUCAGGAGUGGGACUCGCAGGGCAGGAAUCAGCUGAGGAACAACAACAACAACAACAACAGCUGAGCAGUGCGAUGCAGCAGCUGCAGCAGCAGCAGUAACUUAUUGGAAGAGUUAGUAAACGUUCUUUCUCUCUUUCAAUAAAUUUUUUGAUUUUCCAAAGGAUUUUGGAGAAAGCGGUUACAUUAUUUCUUUGUGCCUGUGCUGAAGAGCUGCAUUGGAGCCGUCAGCUGACUGGCCAUACGUCUCUCCAGAGCUGGGAAGCUCUGCAGAAAGCUGCCUUGGAGUCGUCAGCUGACCGUCUAGUAUUAAGAAGUUCUCUCUCUCUCUUUUCUACGUCACCCUAUCAAAACUGCAUCACCAUGAGUUAACUCUCAUAGAUCUGGUAUGCAUUCUAGGUAGAGGAAGGUCGGAAUCGGCCACAUAGCCGUGCAAUAGCAGCCGGGAGAAGGAGAGAGAGAAUAGCCGACUAACAGCCGAGUUAGCCGCUUACUGUAGAGCGCUCCCACCAGCCGCGCGACUACACGCACACGCUGGAGCUCACGCACGCUCACACCUAAGCCGCUCGAGUCAGAAGAUAAGCCCGCCGCCGGGAGGGGGAAAACCUCGCGCCAGGCCGCGACAGCAGAUACUAUACUGCUACUUGUAUGUGAGAGGCGUUGAGUGUGUGUAAAAAGAAUAUUCACCUAUGUAACUUAAACAAUUAUUUAUUUGUAAUGUAUGACAUGAGAGGUGGUAUGUUACAGUGUGAAAACCCAACGAUCGCACGAGAAAACAUAUGUAAAUCGCCAAAUGUAACGGCACUAGACCGAUAACUAUGUAUUGCGCUUGUGUGAGUACUCUAGCGAGGUGUACCGUCGCGCCUCGGCCAGAGAAUUCGCCCACUUGAGUUUUCGUCGCAGCCCAGAGAACAUCCCUACGGUUUGACUAUUCACUUUUAAUUUAGAGUAGAGUCAAGUAUAAGAGUGUGUUAUUUUGUCGUGAUUGUUAUAAGAACGAGGGAGAGGUACGAGAGAGAACUUCAGCCGGAAGGUAGCGUUUAAUGGUAAUAUUUAUAAUAUAUAUUGAGUGUGAGAGGAAUAAGCCGGACGUUGCGAAAGUCGGAGCUUUACUGCCUCGUGGCAGCAUUUUUGACGAGCCAAGAUUUUGUAGCACCGGAUAACUGUGUGAGCGUUGUGUGCGAAAACGAAAAUUGUAACUAAUUGAAAAUAUCACCUUAGAGCCUCGCGUUUAUUAUAUUACAGCCGGUUUUGUUUAAGUAAAAAUUUGUGAAGUGAUAAUCAGUCGAGUGGUCUAAGCUUAUUAUUUCCUAUUUUCCCGAUCGAACUCCCUCGGAGAGUAGAGUCUCGUAACUAGCCGGAGACGCGACCCCAAAACGUUCGCAGAUAAAUCGUCCGACCUGGCGCCUUCGAAAUAAAUACGGCCGGGCGUUAGUAGCUAAUCAUUGUUGCAAAGGAAAAUAACGAGAGAAAAUCCACCUCGUUACAGCUCCAAGGCAGCUCUUCAGCACAGGCACAAAGAAAGAAGUAUUCGUGUUUUUCAGUUUCGAUGCAAAUCUUUUAAGACUUUGUAUCAAUUAAGUAUUUGAUUACCGAGGCGCGCAGACAACUACAAGAAGAAGAAGGAAAUCUUCAAGCAUGCUGAACAGUAUGUCAAGAAGUACAGUAUAAAGGAGAGAGACGAUAUCAGGCUGAUUUAUCUUAUUGUCUUUCAUUUCUUAAAUUCAGUGCUAAAGGUAUACGAAUCCUUAUCAAAGACCUUCCCUUGCUGAAGAAGGGGAAGACAUUGUUUUGAACUGGUAAAUCCAGAGAUGUUUACUUGUGAUUAAUUCACGGCAGCCGAGUACUACGAUUUCAAGAUCUAAAAUUCUUGGUGUAAUUAUGUGGCAAUCUUGUGCUGCCAAGAUAACGUCUGGUAAUACAUUCCAGCAUACUUAACACUUGGCUGAGGAAAUUGUAAUCACCACGAACACUACCAGUGUGAAAUAUUGCGAAUGAGAACUUGUGAUGUUAUGUUAUGGUUAUUCAAGUCAGUGCCAUCUUGCACCCAUGAAACACCUUGGCAGGUGCUAGUGCAUCAUUGGUAUAUUCAGCAAGACAAGUGUACGCCUACACAGCUCUUGGGCAGUACCAAAAGAUCCAGCUUCAAACAUGAGCGAGAUCACUUCCAAAGAUCUUCAAGACCUCGUGCAAUAUUUUUCCAAGAACACUUACAAAGCCAAAGAUGCAGAUAGCACGAGUCAGGGAAUCAUGCAGAGAUGCAUAUUGCUCGCAAACUUAGACUAUACCCACACAGUAAUCAGCAACAACAGUCAAAAUUAUGAAAACCAACCGAGUAGGAAUAGCACUAGCAAUCUCAGAAGUUCUAGAAAAGGAAGGCCUAGUUCUAAAAAUUAUACAACAAUGAAUAGUGAGUCAGAAGAAGAGGAGACUAAUAAAACACCUCAACGACCUAUCAGGAGAAGUGCGAGAACCCCUUCACAGGAGGUCAUCUAGGACAUGAAAUCAUUUCAGCGGCGCAAUCAUUUAUUUAGUAUUAUUUAUAAGUUCACUAUUUAAACGUGUAAAUAAGGUUUGAUAUGCAAUACAAAUAACAUAGAUUUAUUGUAAUAAAAAAUGUUUUUGUAUUUGAACUUAUGCAUCAGAACAUUUAUACAAUUAUAGAAGAUAUUUUUAUAACAAUUAAAUUCUGGAAAUGCAUUAAUUCUAGUGUCGUUUUUAGACACCCAUCAUUUUGACUACAAGUUACUAGUCUGAUAUAAAUAAGAACAUUAAAUGCAACUUUUCAUCGAUUUUGUCUACAUAAGUAUUGCUACAGAUUUUUGGAAAAAAAUAUAAAAAA